AUGCCAGGGGCGAGUGUUGGGCGAGACGCUGGCGCCGUGGAGCUUCCGCGCCGUGUGCUCACGCGUGCGCAGCUCGCUGAGCGUAUUGCCAAUGGCGAGGUGCUUGUCGUGCACCGCCGCCUUGUCUACAAACUGGACCACUGGAUCCAUGUGCAUCCCGGUGGUGACACGGCGAUUCUGCACUUUGUGGGGCGUGACGCGAAGGACGAGAUCGAGGUAUACCACAGCGACGAGACGAUCCGCAUGAUGCGCCGCUUUGCGAUUGCACAGCUGGCGGAGGAGGACGCGACGGAUCUCGCACGGGGGCGUGUGUUCCGCCCCCUCAUGCCGCCCAUCCAGCUCGGCUACCGCAAUGGCGUGCUGGACCACCCGCACGCGCAGCUGGCGGCGUGGGAGGCGUGUGCGGCAGCUGCGAACAAGCCGGUGGAUGCACGUGUGCGCGCAUUCCCCCUGCCUGUCGACAUGCUCGAGCCGCCGCCCACGGGCGUCCGGCUCGAGGAGCAGCCGCGUCUCUCGGCCGCGUUUGAAAAAAUGCAUGCGCAGCUCCGCGCGGAUGGUCUGUACAAGCUGCAUCCGCGCCACUAUAUGCGUGAGCUGGCGCGGUACUGCGCGUUUGCUCUCGGCGCGUACGCUUUGUACCGCGCUGGGCAGCACACGACAGGCGCACUCUCCGUCCUGGCGUACCUGCUGAGCGCCGUGUCGUUGGGCGCGAUGUGGCACCAGGUCGCAUUCUUCGCGCACGACGCGGGCCACACGGGCAUUACGCACAUUCACUGGGUCGACAAGCUGAUGGGUAUAAUCGUUGCCUCGUUCGUGGGCGGUCUGUCGCUGCUGUGGUGGUGCGACAACCACGAUGUGCACCACCUGGUGACGAACCACCCCGAGCACGAUCCGGACAUUCAGCACAUGCCCAUCUUUGCCAUAAGCCCGCGGUUCCUGCCGCGCAAGGCGCGGCCGGGGAAGAACGAGCCGCAGGGGCUGUGGUCGUCGUACUACCGCCGCGUGAUGCCGUUUGACGCUGCUGCGCGCUUCUUCCUGCGGCACCAGCACAAGCUGUACUUUGCGAUCAUGGCCGUUGCGCGUUUCAACCUGUAUGCGCUAUCGUACUCGUUCCUCCUGCUGCGUGCGCGCCGCGACCGCUGGCUCGCGCUGGAGGUGACCGGUCUCGUCGUGUUUUGGUACACGUUUGUGCAUGCGGUGCUCGCGCCACUGCCGUCGUGGCCCCUGCGCCUCGCGUACCUGCUCGUGUCGCACGUGGUGACGAGCCCCCUGCAUGUACAGAUUGUGCUCUCCCACUUUGCGCAGGACACCACGGAUCUCGGCCCCGCGGAGUGCUUUGCUGCGCGGCAGAUCCGCACGACGAUGGACGUCCAAUGCCCGCCGUCGCUCGACUUUGUGCACGGCGGCCUCCAUAUGCAAGUCGCCCACCACCUCUUUCCACGCCUGCCGCGGCACAACCUGCGCGAGGCGCGCGACCGGUACGUGGUGCCGUUCUGCGCGGAGCACGGGCUCGUAUACGACGAGAUGCGCUUCGUCCCCGGCAACGGCAAGCCAACCAGGUGCGUGUGCUCUGCUGCGUAG
This is a messenger RNA of Malassezia sympodialis ATCC 42132, 1581 nucleotides long. RefSeq lists its product as uncharacterized. The record is from RefSeq and is a predicted model, not a curated record. Gene Ontology annotation, biological process: lipid metabolic process. The transcript has 2 exons. Lineage: Eukaryota; Fungi; Basidiomycota; Malasseziomycetes; Malasseziales; Malasseziaceae. Gene Ontology annotation, molecular function: oxidoreductase activity, acting on paired donors, with oxidation of a pair of donors resulting in the reduction of molecular oxygen to two molecules of water. Bases 1 to 1581 code for a protein of 526 amino acids. Gene Ontology annotation, cellular component: membrane.